Zasmidium cellare ATCC 36951 is the source of this 1332-nucleotide messenger RNA. RefSeq lists its product as uncharacterized. Lineage: Eukaryota; Fungi; Ascomycota; Dothideomycetes; Mycosphaerellales; Mycosphaerellaceae. The transcript is spliced from 3 exons. Gene Ontology annotation, molecular function: nucleotide binding. Bases 1 to 1332 code for a protein of 443 amino acids. The record is from RefSeq and is a predicted model, not a curated record.
AUGGCAGGCCCUACAGUCAAGCGAUAUGUCAUUGUUGGCAUGGGUGUUCGAUCCGCCUUCUAUUACCAGACCAUCCUGCUCGACUUCCGCGAAUAUGCAGAGGUAGUAGGUGUUUGCGAUACCAAUCAAACUCGAAUGGAUGCAGCCAAUGAUCGAAUGAUUGAGGUUGGUGGCAGUCGUGUGCCUACGUACAAGGACACGGCCUUUGAUCGCAUGAUCAAGGAGCAGAAGCCGGAUGUUGUCAUUGUUACUACCAUCGACAAGUUCCAUCAUGUCUACUGCAUCCGCGCUAUGGAGCUCGGAUGUGAUGCGAUUACGGAGAAGCCAGUCACCAUUGACGAAGAAAAGCUACAGGCCAUCAUCGACACCGAAAAGCAAACCGGGAGACAUGUACGAGUCCUCUUCAACUACCGCUAUUCGCCACACCAUACCAAAGUACGAGAACUUAUCAAGAGCGGUGUGAUUGGCGAGGUGACAUCAGUCCAUAUGGAUUGGAUCUUGGACUGCGCCCACGGCUCAGAUUUUAUGCGUCGGUGGCACCGGGAGAAGGCCAAUAGUGGUGGGAUCCAGAUGCAUAAAUCCAUCCAUCAUUUUGAUCUCGUUCAUUUUUGGCUCGGUACCUCGCCAGAAUCGGUCUAUUGUGUUGGCGGCCUGAAGUUCUACGGUCGAGAAAACGCCGAACAACGUGGUGUAAAGUAUACCGGCGAGCGGUAUCUGGAUAACGAGAAAGAGUCAGCAAAAGAUCCUUUUGCGAUUAGUCUGAAAGACAAUCGAGAGCUCAAGGCUUUGUACCUUGAUGCCGAACAUGAGGACGGAUACAUUCGGGAUGGGAACUGUUUCGCUGAUGGCAUUACAAUCGAGGACACGCUAUCCAUGGUCGUGACAUAUGCGAACGGUGCCUCGAUGACUUACAAUACAUAUGCAUAUGCUCCAUGGGAGGGCUAUCAUGCCGUCUUUAACGGAACGAAAGGAAGGAUGGAAGUCGAUCUCGUUGAGGGAGGCUAUGCGGCCGGGAACAACCACGACGCCAUCACGGCGAACGCAAACGGAGACAAGGGCAAGCAGGGAGCUGUGGAACGCACCAAGAUCACCGUUCAGCCACUUUGGGCGGAGCCCUACGAAGUGCCCGUUAAGAGAGGAGAAGGCGGCCAUGGCGGUGGUGAUCCCUUGCUCCUAAGGGAUGUGCUCAUUACUAGCAAGAAAGAUGAAGACGAGUUCUCGCGUGCGGCCUUCCUUCGUGAUGGCGGAAAUGCAGUCCUUGUCGGUGUCGGUAUCAACCAUUCGAUGAAGACGGGUUUGCCAGUCAAGGUUCAAGAGCUGGUAAGAUGGUGA